Microthlaspi erraticum is the source of this 402-nucleotide messenger RNA. NCBI's taxonomy places the organism in Eukaryota, Viridiplantae, Streptophyta, Magnoliopsida, Brassicales, Brassicaceae. The record is from the annotation of a GenBank genome assembly.
AUGAACUCUACCCAAAACAAUGAAAUCAACCAAUUAACUCAAAUCAACGAAAUCACACAUCAAUAUGACCACAAAACAACACACAAUCAAGCACAGAACAACAAUCCUAGCAUCCACGAGCCUAUAGUCACGCACUCACCUCGGAUUUGGAUUGAGAAAAAGGGAAAAACACUGGAAAAGAUGAACAUUGACGAAGAACACCGCCGAAACCACCACGCAGCAGCCACCAACACCGACUCAGGUUCCGAAUUGACGACGAACAACCUCAGAUCAAACCUCCAAACACCAAAUCGCCUUGAAAUCUCUUCUCCUCUAGUUUCUCCUUCACUAAACGACAAAAACCGAGAAGAACUAGGCGGCUGCACAGUUUUAAGACGAAAAGCAGGGUUUCCAAGCCCCUAA